Molecule: messenger RNA, 654 nt
Organism: Suillus subalutaceus
Lineage: Eukaryota; Fungi; Basidiomycota; Agaricomycetes; Boletales; Suillaceae
Exons: 4
Coding region: 1-654 (217 amino acids)
Source: RefSeq, a predicted model, not a curated record
AUGGAUGAUUCCACAUAUCCGUGGCCUUCGAAAGUGACCUUUAUCACAGACCUCCUCUUUGGUUUGACACGCCUGCGAUUUUCAGAGGCACAGAAAAAAGCUGUACUUAGUUGGGCGUGUGAAAUGGGUGCUCAAAAUGUGCCUACCUUGUAUGCGCUUUGCAAAGCUCAAGAUCAUGUUCAUAGCUGCAUCAGAAAUCCAACUUGCAAGGUUACAGCAUCUUCUGGUAACAUCUUCUAUAUAAACUCAAUCGGCUCUGCAAUUGCUAAGGACUAUUCCAAUCCUCUCACUCACUUCUGCGUGCAUGACUAUCCUGAAGAUGGGAGAGGGAACAUGUCACAAGUGCACCAUGGAUCGAAGAUGCUCCAUGAGCUUCCCGAAGAACUACUCAUCCCAUCCGUUCGCAUCAACAACAAUAUCUACUUCUGGAAUGAGCUGCUUCAGUUGACAACUGGAUUUUUAUCCCUACACGUUUCUUUCAAGGCAAAAUCUCUAGUACAAUCACCAUCCAAGUCUAAAUUGCAACAUCUUACCCCUUUCCAGGCAGGUUUUGCAGUAGAUCCUGAGUGCAUCAUAUUGGAAGUUUCAUCGUUUCAGCGGACCUACAUAGACUUGCAGACCGACAUGCAUUUGUGCGGGUUUACAUGUAAGUAA